AUGGCGCCUGGAUCGACGCAUGCACGGAAAACGUCUGGUACGACUGCAGGAUCGGGUCGCGUUUCCAAGAGAUCUGAUAAUGCAUGCUCGCGAUGUCGCAAGCAGAAAAUAAAAUGCUCAGGUUCACAUCCUUGCGACGCGUGCAAGAAGCGCAAAUUGUCUUGCGAGUUUGAUCAACGUGAUCAAAAGGUUCUCGUCACGCGUGGGUUCAUUCUAGAUCUACAGCAACGCGCUGCGACGAGUCAAUCGAGUACUGGGACGGCCGAGUAUAUCACGCCCGGGUCUUUGGAUACGAACAUAAAUGCUGGAGGACCUUCUGAUUCAGUUGAACCACCACCGCAUCUACCAUCGCCUGGUGGCAAUGUCUCUGCUUCGCUUCCGACUGAGGACUCGCUCCUCGGCAGCCACAGUAGCACCAAUAGCAGCGGGAAGGGACUGGACCCCAUCGCGUCUGCUCUGGUGAAUCCGUUGUCGUCUGGGCAAUCCAAGUUUAUGGUGUCAGCGCAAGGUCGAGAAUUCUAUCUCGGAACAUCAUCAAACUGGUCCUUCACCCGACGCGUCCUCAGUCUCACUCACGAAUACAUCCACCAAAGUCCAAUCUCGGUCGACAACCUACUAUUCGAUGGCUUAGCAUACGACCUUGGAUGGGACGGCUCUCGAAUCACCCCAGCGCUGAAUCCGCCGGUUAUGCCCAGUCUUGAUCAUGCAGUCUUCUUAAUCAACACAGUCAAAUUUCACUGCGGUCAGCUAUUUCAUCUGUUUGAUGAAGAGACGUUCAUGGCUUAUCUCCACGAAUUCUACGCGGAUCCGAGUAGUCAUAUCGCAGCUGCGGACCUGCCAUACAUCCACCUCCUUCUCAUCCUCGCUUUUGGCAAAGCUUUUGCCGAAAACAACAACUACCAAGCAAAGAGGCCCCCUGGCGCUGAUUAUUUCGUCACGGCCCUCCGACUUCUACCGAGCAUUCACAUCCUUGUUUACCAGCCACUGAUAUCGACAGAGAUCUUAUGUUGUAUAGCUCUAUACUUUGAGUCUCUCGACUACAGACACUCAUCGCAUGGAUUUAUUGGACAAGCGAUGAGAGUUGCACUCGGGCAAGGAAUGCACACCGACAUGCCAGUAGAUCAACUAGGAGACCGCAUUGUUGAACGGAGUCGAAGGAUAUGGUGGACCGUUUACGUAUUAGACCGCGAGAUGACAUCUCUGAUGGGCCUACCGCAAUCCGUUCAUGACGACGACAUUCAUCACCAGCUCCCGCACUUUGAUGGGUCAACACAACGAGUGGCGGCGCUCCACAUGCAGAUUCGACUUUGCAGAACCAUUGCAUCGGUUGGGAGAGGAGUGUAUGGAGCGAAUGGCCGGCUGAACAAGAAGUUCCUACUCAGCACCAAAAAGGUUCUCGAGAACAUUGCUGGUCUGGCGGACGAGCUACAGCAGCAGUUUCCACUAGGUGCAGAUAAAGCGGUAAACGGCGUUUCAAGGGUAGCAGGGUAUCUCCAUACUCUAUAUCAUCAGUGCAUCGUCCUCGCAACAAGACCUCUACUACUCUGCUUCCUCAAAAUCCGCUUCGAAACCCCCGACUCCAUAACAGAAGCCCUCAACUCGUCCCAAACUGUCUGGAACCUGAUCAAGAUGUGCAUCGACUCUUCCUACCAGAUGAUCAACAUUCUUGGCUGUUUGCAAAGUCAAGGUCUGCUUGAAGCGUUUCUCCCUUUCGAUCUCGAGUCGCUCUUCGUGUCGAGCUUCAACCUCCUCAUCGCACCCGUUCUUGACCCGCGAUUCUCAGAAUACGAUGCUACGUUCCGACACAAGACGCAUAUUAUCUUCAACGAGAUGAUAAGUAAGGGUAAUCUCAUCGCCAUGUUUCGAAGGUCGGAGUUGCAGCAGCUUGACGAUAUGUUGGGACGGUUACCGCGUGAACAAUCUGACACAACACCGGUUCCGAUUGAUGGACAGAUCAUUGGAGGGACGAUUGGCGAGGACGAAGGUAGUCUGAAUGAUUUGAACGAUGAUAAUGAGACCAUGGCUUCGAUGUUGCCAGGUAUGGAUGAUCUGGGGAUGGAUGCGUGGUUCACGACCGCGCAGAUGAUUGAUAUGGCGAAUUCGAUUGCGAACAGCGAUACUGAGUUUCUAUCGCACACAAUGAUGGAACAUGAUAUUUGGUGA
Messenger RNA from Fusarium fujikuroi IMI 58289, 2163 nucleotides. Its product is annotated as related to positive activator of transcription. NCBI's taxonomy places the organism in Eukaryota, Fungi, Ascomycota, Sordariomycetes, Hypocreales, Nectriaceae. The transcript is spliced from 9 exons. Bases 1 to 2163 code for a protein of 720 amino acids. Gene Ontology annotation, molecular function: zinc ion binding; DNA-binding transcription factor activity, RNA polymerase II-specific; DNA binding. The record is from RefSeq and is a predicted model, not a curated record. Gene Ontology annotation, biological process: DNA-templated transcription; regulation of DNA-templated transcription.